AUUUCCACCACGUCAGGUCUAGAAGAGAGAGGGACCUGAACCUAAGUAGCCUUGUCUAUUGCAACGCACGUUCAACCACUUCGCCGUUACAAAUCCCAUUUCUGCGUCGCGUGCGCCGGAAAGUCGCUCGUCAGUCCCUCAAUUACGCAACCUGACUGCCCACGAUGUCAACAGGCAUGGAUCAACGUGAGCUUGAGUCUUGCAUCAAGCAGCUCAACAAGAUCGUCCAGGCAAACGAGCCUCCUGCGACCGCCUUAGCCCUCCUUGAGCGUCUGAAGAAGGAGGCUGCUCCCACGGAAGAGAUGCUCAGGUCUAGCAGAGCUGGUGUCUUCGUUGGCAAGCUUCGGUCGAACUCGAACAAGGAAAUCGCCCGCGCCGCGACGGAACUCGUCCACAAAUGGAAGAAACUCGUCGAGGCCGAGAAGCAGGGCAAGAUAAAGAAGCAGUCGUCCCCCGCCGCUCCCUCUCCAACCCAGGCCCCCGCACCGAAGCCAUCUUCGUCGAAUGCGAUGAACCAGCCUUUCAAAGGCAACCCCGAGCUCCGUCGCGCCAAAUCCGAUGGCUGCGAUACCAAGCGUACCGGCGAUGAAACUCGCGACUCCUGUAUCGAGCUGAUCUACAACGGCCUCGCCUACCGGUCUACUGCCUCCGUCACCGAUGUUCUCGCCAAAGCCGUUGCUGUCGAGCACGCUGCGUUCAGCCACUACAAGGGUGUCACCAAGGAGUAUCGUGAGAAGCUACGCUCCCUGUUUAGCAAUCUGAAAGUCAAGAGCAACCGCCAGCUCGGUGUUAAUGUCAUGGAGGGCAAGAUCGCUCCUGAACGCUUCGUCGUCAUGACCCACGAGGAGCUCAAGUCGGAGGAACAGCGCAAAAAGGAAGACGCACUUCAACUUGAGAACAUGAAGAAGGCACAGGUCCCCAUGGCCGAGAAGAGCAUCAGCGACGCUCUCAAGUGCGGCAAGUGUGGACAGAAGAAGGUUAGCUACAGCCAGGCGCAGACGCGCAGCGCUGAUGAGCCGAUGACAACAUUCUGCGAGUGCACUGUUUGCGGUAAUCGCUGGAAGUUCUCUUGAGCCUGCGAUUAGAAGGGGGAGGGUUUCACAUAUUUCGACUGAUGGCGUCAUUUUUCGCUUAUACCCCGUUCUCAAGGCACGGGAUGGUCUUGCAUUUGGCACUCGAAGUUAGUGCGGUUUUGGCUGGUACGGAGUUGGGGACGAGGAAACCUUUUAUUCUUCUAAACUGUUCUUUUUUACCCCUACACACAGAAAACUCGGGCGUCUUUGCCGCUUCCUUGUCGCGGACUUCACUCAGAACGGAACUACACUCUAGAAAGGGGGGUUCGAUGGACCUAUGGCCUGAGAGGUAGCCGCCUAUUCGAAGUUGAGGCGGAGAAACGAUUGAGCGUUUGCAACGUGCUUCGUGGCAUUGAUUGUGUUUAAAUUUAUCAUUGCCCUAUUCACUGCUUCGCCGGACCAAUCUUCAACACGGAGAUAAGGUCGGCCGAGUGCUCUUCCUCCUCCAAACCCAUUGUCGCCACAUGUUUCCAGAACUUGCUCAGGUGUCUCGUGCCCGAGUCGCAGAGAAUCGUAACGACCUGGCUGCCCUUGGGCAGUCUCGUGGCCGCAACGACGGCCGCGACACAGUUGACGGCACUGCUGCUACCCGCAAAGAUGCCAUCGUUCUCCACCAGCCAUCUCGCCAUGCGGCACGCCUGCUCGUCCGUAACCUUGAUCGCGUCGUCGAUCAGUUCCCUGCCGGCUUCAAAGUUCUCCGUCACCCGGUUGAUGCCGAUUCCCUCUACGAUCGUAUCAACCUGCUGCCGCCGCCGAGUUCCUUCCUUCUCCGUGCUGGAAUACAUAACGCCGUGCCGGAUCUUGUUAUACAAUCCGCUGCCCUGGGGGUCCGCCAAAAUGACCUGCAGACCCGGCACGUUGGCCUCUUCCUUGAGGUACUUGGCCACGCCAGCAAUAGUACCGCCCGUUCCGGCGCCAGCCACGAAGGCGUCCAACCUGCCCCCGGUCUGGUACACAAUCUCCGGGCCCGUUGUGUGUUGGUGCGCCGCGAAGUUAGCUGGGUUCUCGAACUGAUCCGCAAAAUAGCCGACACUGCCGUCACCGGCGUUGGCGGCGUGUUCAACAGCGCGCCGCCUCGCGAGGUUAACAAAGUGCUCCGGCGAUGCGAUCGGUGCGGGGUCUACGCGCUCGACGGUCGCACCGAGGUGGCGGAGCAGAUCAACCUUCUCCAUGGCCAUAUCGUUGGGCAUGCAGAUGUGCGCGCGAUAGCCCCUUGCGCGCGCUAGCGUCGCCAGCGAAAUGCCUGUGCUGCCGACGGUGCCCUCGUAGAUAGUGUCUCCACGCCCGGGGACGAGCUGGCCCGCAGCCUCGGCGGCUUCGAUCAUCGACAACGCGACGCGGUCCUUUGGCGUGUUGCCUGCGGCGUUGAGGAACUCGGCCUUGGCGAGGAUGACUCGACCUGUCGCCUCGCUAAGGGAGCGGAUCUUGAUGAGCGGGGUGUUGCCGAUGGCGCCGGCGACGCCGUCUGCGAUUAAAGGUGGAUUCCACGAGGCGCCUCCCGCGUAGGCGGCCGCCGCCUCCUCGGCUUCGGAGGCCGUCUCAUGGUCUUCGAGCUGCACGGGCGGUCCCCAGAAAACACUGCUGCGUCGGGAGGGAUCCGUGGAUGAACCGCCGGUGGGAGCCCGGCGGGUGCGGCGGCGCUGGUAGCGGCGCUCGAGGUCGGGAUAGAAGUCUUUGAAGCCCAGUGUGACGAGGAUGCCAGCCGCGAAGGCGAGCGCCAGGGCGGCUGAGCCAUAGGCUUUUGGAUGGUUGCUCAGAGACAUGUUGUCCGUGUCAUGUGUUGUGCUCCAUCGUCCGCGUGAGUCCCCACGGCGUCCUUAUGACUUCUCUCUGACGAGAUUUCGUUAUCCCGAGUAUCUCUCGAGAACUUGAUGUAGGUGAAGAGGUGAAGUAAACAUUGACUGGAUCACGAAAUUCCGACCAUCUUUUUUCCCC
Colletotrichum destructivum is the source of this 3008-nucleotide messenger RNA. RefSeq names its product Putative Zinc finger, TFIIS-type, transcription elongation factor S-II, central. The record is from RefSeq and is a predicted model, not a curated record. The transcript is spliced from 3 exons. Gene Ontology annotation, molecular function: zinc ion binding; RNA polymerase II transcription regulatory region sequence-specific DNA binding. Gene Ontology annotation, cellular component: nucleus. Gene Ontology annotation, biological process: DNA-templated transcription; transcription antitermination; transcription elongation by RNA polymerase II. NCBI's taxonomy places the organism in Eukaryota, Fungi, Ascomycota, Sordariomycetes, Glomerellales, Glomerellaceae. The coding region runs from base 165 to 1073 and encodes 302 amino acids.